UAUCUUGGUAAUAUUUUCAAAGAGUAUAAACGAAGAAAGCAAAAAAAGGCAAGAAAAAUGGAAAAUCAAAAUGCUGAAGGAACUAACAAUAAUUCGGAUAGAACACUUGAAUUUAUGGGAUCAUAUGCUAUUAAAACUCUUAAAUUGAAAUCAGAAAAAUGGCAAAGAGUUAUUACUUUAGAAGAACAUAAAACAAUUAUUAAAGAAUUUGUGGACCGUAAUAAUGUAAGCAUACUUAUAAUAAUUUUAACUCCUGCAGCGCAAUUAGUCCCUGUAACUACAUUUCCAUUGACUCAACUUAAAAGUAAAGGUGUUUAUUAUAUUAAAAAAAAACUCGAACCAGUACCACGCGAGAAUCCAGAAAAAUUUUUAAUAUUAGGGGAUUUAGCUGCAAGAUCGAUUGAUCAGCUUUCUUCAUUAGUUGAUCAAAUAUUUGUACCGUUAUUAUCAAAUGAAGAAAACUAUAAAGGAUGGCCAACAGUUGUGACUCAAGACGUUCAAAAGCAUGUCCAUAGUUUAAAAAGUACUGUACAUCAAGUUAAAGGACAAGUAAGUGGGCAUACAAUAUUGGCAAUGCCUGUUGGAGUCGAAAAAAUUGUUAAAGCUGCGAAAGCUCUUACUGAAACGAAAAGAUGUACAAUAGAUUUAUAUUUGAAAAGUGCUAUAGAAGGUGUUGUUAUUAAAUGGGCUAAACAAAUAAACGAUAUUAUGCAAGAAAAAUCAUCUGAUGUUUUUCUUAACAAACAACAUCCAAUUCCAAGUGUAGAAAUUGCAUUUUGGAACAGUCGUUUGGUGAAUUUAUCAUAUAUAUAUGAACAAUUGCAACAUGAAAAAAUAAGUUCAAUGGCACUUAUACUUGAAUAUACAGAGAGUGCAUAUUUCCCAUGCUUUAAAACAUUGUUCAAACAGGUAGUGACAGCUUUAGCUGAAGCUAAAGACGUAAGUCUAUUUUUAAAUCCAUUGCGUAAAUUGUUGCAACAGUUGGAAGAAAUCGAUUUUGCUGACUGUAAAACAAUAUUUCCACCUCUUAUGCAUAUGGUGUGUAAUUUAUGGGCGAAUUCCCGUUACUAUUGUCAUUCAUCUAAGAUUACCGUCUUAUUAAGGCAAAUAUGUAAUUUGAUAAUAUGCCAGGCAAAAAAAUUUCUUGAUCCAAUGUCAAUAUUUCAUUCAGAUAUAGAUGAGGCUAUGCAGAGAUUGGCAUUAUCAAUGCAAAUUUUAAAAUUUUUUCGUGAAGUUUAUGAUUAUUAUAAAGAGAAUUUAAUACAAUUUUUUCAUGAUGAAGGACGUCUUCCAAUAUUUUGGACAUUUCAUCCGAAUGCAGUAUUUGGAAAAUUUAAUGCUUUUUUGGAUCGAUUAAAUACUAUUCAAUGGUUUUUUUAUACCGUUAUCGAAUUUUUAAAAUUGGAAAAAAUUGAAAUUGGUGGUUUACGUGGUCGUCAAUUAAGUUCUAGAAUAACGGCUGUUUAUGUUGAAUUCAAUCAAUAUUUUACAGCUUUUUCAUCAAGAAGCUAUGAUGUUUUAGAUCCAGAUGAUUCAACAUUUAAUGAUGAUUUUGUUAAUUUUCAAGAGAAAAUUUCUGAAUUAGAUAUGAAAUUAGCAGCGAUUUUAUGUCAAGCAUUCGAUGAUUGUCACAAUUUAGAAAGCAUUUUUAAGUUAAUUCAUAUAGUUGGAAGUGUAUUAGAUAGACCGAAAAUAAAAGAGGAGUUUACGAAAAAAUAUACUGAAAUAAUUAGAAUGUUGGAUAUUGAGUUAACUAGGUGUGAGGGUAUUUUCAAUACAGAAGUUGAAUUGAUUAAAGUUGGAAAAUCAUUAUUCAUAAAUCAAAAUUGUCCACCAGUAGCAGCUUUAUUAAGAUGGUGUAGCCAACUUACUGAUAGAAUUUCAGUUCCUUUCAAGCAUUUUGAAGCUUUGCAACAUCCAAUUAUUUCAUCCCGAGAAGCACAAUCUACAAUAGAACGUUAUAAUAUAUUAAUGGAAAAUAUUGAUAAAUAUAAGAGUAAUGUUUUUAAAAAGUGGUCAGAUAAAGCUCCUAUUAUAAUAAAGGAAAAUUUAGAGAAAAAUUUAAUAUUGCAAAAUGAAAAAAAUAAUAAUUUAACACUUAAUUUUAGCUCUGAACUAUUUGCAAUUUUAAGAGAAGUUCAUUAUUUAAAGCUAACGGAAAAAGAAAUAAUACCAGAAGUUGCCUUAUCUUUUUCAGAAGAGAGUGAAUUUUAUCUUAGUCAUACUUUAAGUUUGAAAAAAACUAUUAAUUGGUACAAUCAAAUUUUGACAAAUAGCACUUUUGUUGAGUUUCAAUUGAUUAAAAGUGAAAUUGAAGAAAUUGAUGCUUUGAUUAAAAUCGGAACAAAUGAAUUAAAUUGGAAUUCAAAGAAUAUUACAGAUUAUUUAAAAACCUUACAAGAACCAAUAUCAAGUUUACAAUAUCGUGUAAAUCAAACCCAAAAUAAUUUAAAAGAAAUUCAAAAUAUAAUGUCAGCGUGGACGCGUGCACCAUUGUUUGAACGCAAAGAUGGUAGAAAAGAUUGUGUUUUAUGUCUAGAUGAUCGUAAUGAACGAAUUAAAAAACGUUACGCAGACAUUGAAUGUGCAUCUGAGAGAGUUCACAAAUUAUUGGAAGAAAAUAAAGAGCAAUUUAGAAUUGAUGUUCUUUUAGAAAAAAAAAUUUGGGAAGAUUAUGUUACAUUUAUAGACGAUAUAAUUUAUGAAAAUCUUUUGUUAACCGUUGGCGUUAGUAUUGGUUAUUUAGCUGAAAAUAUGAAUCAAUCAAAUAAUUACACUCCUUUAUUUGAAUCAAGACUUGAACUUUUAGAGCCUGAUAUUAUAUUUGUCCCAUCUUUAAAUCCAGAAGAUCCAAAAGGUUUUAGUCAUCUAUUAACUGAUUUAACAAACGAUAUUUUAAAAAUGUCAAGUUUUAUAACUCGUUUAAGAUUGGACGCGACGGAAACAUAUGAAGAAUUAAUUACAACUCAUACUGAUAUUGUAGAAAUGAAAAAUGAAAUUUUAGAAGGUGUACAAAAUGUGAUUGAUCAAGCAGCGGAUUUUUGCCGUGGAUUUGAAAGAUAUUCUUAUUUAUGGUAUGAUGAUCGAGCAGAGUAUAUGGAUUUUUUUUUGGAAUAUGGACGCACUUUGGAUUCCGAUGAAAUUGAACUUAUAAUAGCUAAAGAUCCAGCUGCACCCAAACCAUCUCCACCAACUAUUGAAGCAUUUAGAGAACAAAUAGACAAUUAUGAAUCAUUAUUAAGUGAAAUAGAGAAUAUAGAACCUUUCAAAAUAUUUAAUUCAUGGUUUCAAGUUGAUGUAAGACCAUUUCGGCAAAAACUUCUUAAUGUUGUUUGUAAAUGGGGAAAUAUGUUCAAAGAACAUUUAGUAAAUCGUGUUACAACGAGUCUUUUAGAUUUAAGCAGCUUUAUACGACGUGCUGACGAAGGGCUUUUACAGACUGUUGAAGAAGGUGAUUAUGAUGCUUUAGUUAGUAUUAUGGCAUUUUUAAUGCAAGUAAAAGAGCGCGGUACAUGCACUGAUGAAAUGUUUGAACCAAUGCAAGAUAUGGUGCAAUUAUUAAAAUAUUAUGACAUGGAUAUACCAGAAGAAGUUAAUGUUUUAUUGCAAGAAUUGCCAGAACAAUGGGCAAAUACUAAAAAAAUUGCAUUGGCAGUUAAACAACAAGUAUCGCCAUUACAAGCAACAGAAGUUGUUAGCAUACGAAAUAGAAUAUUAACUUUUGAAGGCCAUGUAGUUACAUAUCGAGAAGUUUUUAAAUUCUAUGAAUUUUUCAAAUAUCAAUGCGAAAGUCCAUAUGAACUUCUUAAUAGAAUAAAUAUUGAUGUAGAACAUUUGGAGAAUGUCAUGAAAGAUAUUCAAGAAUCUGGUAGCCUUUUUGAAGUAAAUGUUCCGGAGUUUAAAUUACUUCGUACAUGCAGAAAAGAAUUACGAAUGCUGAAGCAACUUUGGGACUAUAUUUAUAUUGUUCGAUCAUGUAUUAAAGAAUGGAAAACAACGCCUUGGCGCAAAGUCGAUGUUGAAAAUAUGGAUAUAGAAUGUAAAAAAUUUGCAAAAGAUAUCAGACUUUUAGAUAAAGAAAUGCGAGCUUGGGAUUCAUUUAUUAAGUUGGAAGCAACUGUGAAAAAUAUGUUAACAUCAUUAAGAGCUGUGGGUGAAUUACAAAAUCCAGCAAUUAGAGAAAGACAUUGGGAUCAAUUGAUGGUUGCUACAAAGAGCUUAUCAUCUUUGCCUAUAGAAAUCGAUGUUCAAUUUAUUAUGGACCGUGAUACAACUUUAGAUGAACUUUUGCGUCUUAAUUUGCAUCAGUGUGAGGAAGAGGUAAAAAACAUUGUUGACAAAGCAGUUAAAGAAAUGUCGAUGGAAAAAAUUCUACGUGAUUUGAAUACAACCUGGUCAGCGAUGGAAUUUGAACAUGAGAUCCAUCCAAGAACAAAAUGUUACUUGCUGAAAGCGUCCGAGGAAUUAAUCGAAACCCUAGAGGAUAAUCAAGUGUGUUUGCAAAAUUUAAUAACUUCUAAAUAUAUUACACAUUUCUUGGAAGAAGUGUCUCGUUGGCAAACUAAACUUUUCAAUGCAGAUCAAGUAAUAACUGUAUGGUUUGAAGUACAAAGAACCUGGACAAAUCUUGAAAGUAUUUUUAUGAGCUCCGAAGAUAUUCGUAAACAGUUACCAACAGAUUCUGAUCGUUUUGAUAGAAUCGAUUUAGAGUUUAAAACACUUAUAGAUGAAAUGUCAAUUACUUCAAAUGUAGUUGAAUCCACUAAUAGAGAAGGUUUAUGUGAGCGACUUGAGCUUUUACAACGAGAACUUACAUUAUGUGAAAAGGCACUAGCGGAAUAUUUGGAAACUAAGAGACUAGCAUUUCCAAGAUUUUAUUUUGUAUCUUCGGCUGAUCUUUUAGAUAUUUUAAGCAACGGUAUAAAUGCAGAAUCAGUGACAAAACAUUUAACAAAACUUUUUGAUUCAAUUGCACGUCUUCAUUUUAAUAAAAAUGAACAGGGAGAAGUCGAAACUGCCUCUGGUAUGUACGCGAAAGAUGGAGAAUAUGUCGAAUUUAAUAAUAUAACUGCUAUAACGGGUGCCGUAGAAGUUUGGCUUAACAGAGUUCAAGCAGCGAUGAGAUCAACAUUAAGAAAUAGUAUAGGUGAAGCUUGCCUAAGUUAUGAAGAAAAACAAAGAGAACAAUGGUUAUUUGAUUAUCCUGCACAAGUGUCAUUGUGCGGUUCUCAAAUUUGGUGGACAACAGAAGUAAAUAUUGCAUUCGGAAGAUUAGAAGAAGGUUAUGAUAACGCAAUUAAAGAUUAUUACAAAAAACAAGUAUCUCAAUUAAGCGUACUAAUUUCCCUUCUGUUGGGGGAAUUGAGCAAAGGGGAUAGACAAAAGAUAAUGACAAUUUGCACAAUUGACGUUCAUUCUAGAGAUGUCGUUUCUAAAAUGAUUCAAUCUAAAGUGGAAAGUGGUUCAGCUUUCAUGUGGCAAUCACAAUUGAGACAUAGAUAUGAUGACAAAGAAAAAGAUUGUUUUGCAAAUAUAUGUGAUGCUCAGUUUCGGUAUUCUCAUGAAUAUUUAGGCAAUACUCCACGUCUAGUUAUAACACCACUUACCGAUCGUUGUUAUAUAACGCUAACACAAUCACUACAUUUAAUAAUGGGGGGAGGUCCUGCAGGACCUGCUGGAACUGGAAAAACGGAAACAACAAAAGAUUUAGGAAGAGCUCUUGGGAUUAUGGUUUAUGUUUUUAAUUGCUCAGAGCAAAUGGAUUACAAGUCUUGUGGCAAUAUUUAUAAAGGGUUGGCUCAAACAGGGUCUUGGGGUUGUUUUGACGAGUUCAAUCGGAUAUCUGUUGAAGUAUUGUCAGUAGUGGCAGUACAAGUAAAAUCUGUGCAGGAUGCAAUUCGAGAUAAUAAAUCAAAAUUUAACUUUAUGGGCGAAAUUAUAACUUGCGUUCCUACCGUUGGCAUUUUUAUCACAAUGAAUCCUGGAUACGCAGGGAGAACCGAAUUACCGGAAAAUUUGAAAGCACUUUUUAGACCUUGUGCUAUGGUCGUGCCAGAUUUUGAAUUAAUUUGUGAAAUUAUGUUGGUUGCUGAAGGUUUUCAAGAAGCAAAAAUAUUGGCAAGAAAAUUCAUUACUUUAUACACCUUGUGUAAGGAACUUCUUUCAAAACAAGAUCAUUACGAUUGGGGUUUGAGAGCUAUCAAGUCCGUUUUAGUUGUGGCAGGGUCUUUGAAGCGUGGAGAUCCAGGGAGACCAGAAGAGGAGGUUUUAAUGAGGGCCUUACGUGACUUUAAUAUUCCAAAAAUUGUAACAGAUGACAUUCCAGUUUUCAUGGGUUUAAUCGGUGAUCUUUUUCCUGCUCUUGAUGUGCCAAGAAAACGCGAUCAAGAUUUUGAGAAAACAGUUAAGCAAGCUGCUGGAGAUUUACUAUUGCAACCUGAAGAUAAUUUUAUUUUGAAGGUAGUUCAAUUAGAAGAAUUACUUGAAGUAAGGCAUUCUGUAUUUAUCGUUGGAAACGCAGGAACGGGCAAAACAAAAGUAUGGAAAACUUUGUUUAAAACUUAUCAAAAUAUGAAAAGAAAACCAAUUUUCAAUGAUUUAAACCCGAAAGCGGUUACAAAUGAUGAACUUUUUGGAAUAAUAAAUCCUGCGACAAGAGAGUGGAAAGAUGGAUUGUUUUCAGUGUUAAUGCGAGAGCAAGCAAAUAUUGUUUCAGAUCAGCCGAAAUGGAUUGUUUUAGAUGGUGACAUUGAUCCAAUGUGGAUAGAGAGUUUAAAUACUGUCAUGGAUGAUAACAAAGUUCUAACUUUAGCAAGCAAUGAAAGAAUUGCUUUAACUCCAACUAUGCGUUUAGUUUUUGAAAUUUCCAAUUUAAGAACAGCAACUCCGGCUACUGUUUCCCGAGCUGGUAUCUUGUAUAUAAAUCCGGCCGACUUGGGUUGGAAUCCAUAUGUAACCAGUUGGGUUGAAGCGCGCACUAUUCCGUCUGAGAAGUCAAAUCUAGUUUUGUUGUUUGACAAAUAUAUACCUUUAUGUUUGGAGAAUAUACGAACAAGAUUUAAGAAAAUAACACCUAUUGCUGAAAUGGCUCAUAUUCAAAUGUUAUGCCAUUUAUUAGAUUGUUUGUUAGUGCCCCAAAAUACUCCAGCUGAUUGUCCAAAAGAAUGGCAUGAAAUUUAUUUUGUUUUCGCUUGUGUUUGGGCAUUUGGAUCUGCAAUGUUUCAGGAUCAAGCUAUUGAUUAUAGGGUUGAGUUUACUAAAUGGUGGGUAAACGAAUUUAAAACUGUUAAAUUUCCGCAAGGAGGAACGGUUUUUGAUUAUUUUAUUGAUUCGGAAACGAAACAAUUUCUGCCGUGGACCGAAAGACUACCAAAAUUUGAGUUUAGUGGGGAUGUUCCAUUGCAAGCUGUGUUAGUGCAUACAUCAGAAUCAGUUCGAGUGCGGUAUUUUUUGGAUGUGUUAAUGGAAAAUAAACAUCCGGUUAUGUUGGUUGGCAGCGCUGGUUCUGGGAAAACUUUACUUAUAAACGAAAAAUUGCAAGGGCUUUCUGAAAAUUAUGCAAUUACUAACGCUCCAUUAAAUUUUUAUACAACCUCUGAUAUGCUACAAAAAAUUCUUGAAAAGCCUUUGGAAAAGAAGGCUGGGCGCAAUUUUGGUCCACCAGGCAAUAAAACUCUUAUCUACUUUAUUGAUGAUAUGAAUAUGCCAAUGGUCGAUUUAUAUGGAACUGUUCAACCACAUACUUUAAUUAGACAGCAUAUAGAUUAUGGACACUGGUAUGACCGGAACAAAUUGUCGUUAAAAGAUAUUCACAAUUGUCAAUAUGUAUCAUGUAUGAAUCCAACCUCUGGUAGUUUUACAAUUAAUCAACGCCUUUUAAGACAUUUUUGUGUUUUUGCUGUGAGUUUUCCGGGCUCCGAAUCAGUUACAUCUAUCUUUACUCAAAUUUUGACUCAACAUUUUAAUAAUGCUGAACAAAAGUUCAAUAUUGCAGUUUCUAGAUUAACUAGUCACAUAGUGUCCGCUAGUAUUGCUCUACACAACAAAGUAUCACAAGUAUUCCUUCCUACAGCUGUGAAAUUCCACUAUAUAUUUAAUUUAAGAGAUCUAAGUAAUAUAUUUCAGGGACUCUUAUUUAGUACCAGUGAGUGCCUAACUAAUCCAACAGAUAUGAUAAGGUUAUGGCAGCAUGAAACUGCACGUGUUUACGGCGACAAAUUAACGGACGAGAAAGAUAUUGACAGCUUUAUCAAAAUGCAACAUGACAUAGUUAAAAAAUCAUUUGAAGAAAUUGAUGAGUCGGUGAUUUUUGAUAAACCAAAUAUAUUUUGUCACUUUGCUGGAGGAAUAGGUGAACCAAAAUAUAUGACGAUAAAAGGAUGGACUCAGUUGCAUAAACUUUUACAGGAAGCUAUGGCUUCAUAUAAUGACUUGGUAGCUGCUAUGAAUCUUGUUUUAUUUGAAGAUGCUAUGAUGCAUGUUUGCAGAAUAAAUCGAAUACUUGAAUCUCCUAGAGGAUCUUCUUUAUUAGUAGGUGUUGGUGGUAGUGGAAAACAAUCUUUGUCACGAUUAGCUGCCUUCAUAUCAAGUCUCGAAGUUUCUCAAAUACAGUUAAAAAAAGGCUAUGGUGUCACAGAUUUAAAGACUGAAUUAUCCGGUUUGUAUAUGAAAUCUGGAAUGAAAAAUGUUGGAAUUAUGUUUCUUAUGACCGAUGCUCAAGUUCCUAAUGAACUAUUUUUAGUUCCCAUCAAUGAUAUGUUAGCUUCUGGUGAAAUUCCAGAUCUUUUCCCAGACGAUGAAAUAGAAAAUAUUAUUGCUGGUGUAAGAAAUGAAGUGAAAGGUGCAGGUUUAGUAGAUUCAAGAGAAAAUUGUUGGAAAUUUUUUAUAGACCGAGUGCGCCGACAACUUAAAGUGGUUUUGUGUUUUUCUCCAGUUGGUUCAACUUUACGUGUCAGAUCACGAAAAUUUCCUGCUAUGAUUAACAGUACAUCUAUAAAUUGGUUUCACGAAUGGCCACAAGAAGCCUUAAUUUCAGUUGCACUAAAUUUUCUCAGUGAAACUGAGGUUUUGCCAGAACAACAUACGGAUGCUGUUUCUAAAUUUAUGGCUUAUGUGCAUACAUCAGUUAAUCAAUCUUCUAAGGCAUAUUUGCAAAAUGAAAGACGAUAUAAUUAUACAACUCCAAAAAGUUAUUUGGAGCAAAUAAGUUUGUAUAUAAAACUGUUAAAUCAAAAACAUGAUGAGUUACAAAAAAAGAUAUCUCGUUUGGAAAACGGUCUAGAAAAACUUAGGACUACUGCUGAACAAGUUGCUGAUUUAAAAAUAAAACUUGCUGUUCAAGAAGUUGAGUUAAAAGAGAAAAAUGAAGCAGCUGAUACAUUAAUAGAAAUAGUAGGUGUUGAAACGCAAAAGGUUCAAACUGAAAAAGCUUUAGCAGAUGAAGAGGAAAUGAAGGUUGCGUUGAUUGCAGAAGAAGUUACUAAGAAGCAAAAGGAUUGCGAAGAAGAUCUUGCUAAAGCUGAACCUGCACUUUUAGCAGCUCAAGAAGCCUUAAAUACAUUAAACAAAGCAAACUUAACAGAGUUAAAAUCAUUCGGUUCACCACCUGGAGCUGUUACUAAUGUAACAGCUGCUGUGAUGGUUCUUUUAGCACCAGGAGGUAAAAUACCACGCGAUCGUACAUGGAAAGCUGCAAAAAUUACUAUGGCUAAAGUAGAUGCAUUUUUAGAUGCUUUAAUUAAUUAUGAUAAAGAAAAUAUUCAUCCAGAGAUAAUAAAAGCUAUUCAACCUUAUUUGAAAGACGCAGAAUUUGAACCAGAAUUCGUUAGAUCAAAGUCUGCUGCAGCUGCUGGACUCUGUGCUUGGGUUAUCAAUAUCAUUAAAUUUUACGAAGUCUAUUGUGAUGUUGAACCUAAAAGAAAAGCGCUUGCACAAGCUAAUGCAGAAUUGAGUCAAGCAACAGAAAAAUUAUCUAUUAUUAAAAGAAAAGUUGCGAGUUUGGAAGAGCAACUUUCAAAAUUAACGGCUGAUUUUGAGCAAGCUACAGCAGAUAAGUUACGUUGCCAACAGGAAGCUGAUGCCACACAGGCAACUAUUCAGUUAGCCAAUCGUUUAGUAGGUGGUUUAGCCAGUGAAAAUGUACGAUGGGCCGAAGCUGUUAACAGUUUCGUUAAACAAGGUAUAACAUUACCGGGCGACAUCCUCUUGAUAACGGCAUUUAUUUCGUAUGCAGGCUCGUUUACCAAACAAUUUCGUUUAGACUUAAUGAAUAAAAUGUGGUACCCCUUCUUGAAAGCCAUAGAUCCACCUAUUCCAAUAACAGAUGCUAUAGAUCCAUUAAGUUUACUUACAGAUGAUACUACAGUUGCUAUUUGGACAAAUGAAGGAUUACCUAGUGAUAGAAUGUCCAUAGAAAACGCAACUAUUUUAUCGAAUUCUGACCGAUGGCCUUUAAUGAUUGAUCCACAAUUGCAAGGUGUAAAAUGGAUUAAACAGAAGUACGGAGACACAUUAAAUGUAACACGUCCAGGGCAGAAAGGUUAUUUAGAUGUAAUUGAAAAGGCUUGUAACAAAGGAGGCAUUGUUUUGAUUGAGAAUAUUGAUGAAAGUUUAGAUGCCGUUUUAGAUCCAUUACUUGGUCGAAGUCUAAUUAAAAAGGGAAAAGCAAUUAAAAUCGGUGACAAAGAAGUAGAAUAUAAUUCAGCAUUCAGACUUAUUCUUCAUACAAAAUUAGCCAAUCCACAUUAUAAACCGGAAAUGCAAGCUCAAACCACAUUAAUCAAUUUUACCGUUACUAGAGACGGUUUAGAAGAUCAAUUACUGGCAGAAGUAGUUAAGGCAGAACGACCUGAUUUGGAAGCUCUUAAAGCGGAUCUGACAAAACAACAAAAUGAUUUUAAAAUUAUGUUGAAAAAACUUGAAGAUGAUUUAUUGUCAAGAUUGUCUUCGGCAGGUGGUAAUUUAUUAAGUGAUACAGCUUUGGUAGAAAAUUUGGAAACUACGAAAAGAACGGCGGCUGAAAUAGAACAAAAAGUUCAAGAAACCAAAAUCACUUCAAAAGAAAUUGAUACUGCGAGAGAACAUUAUAGACCUGCAGCAGCAAGAGCUAGUUUGUUAUACUUUAUAUUAAAUGAAUUAAAUGCUAUUAAUCCGAUUUACCAGUUCUCUUUGAAGGCAUUUAGUGUAGUUUUCCAAAAAGCUAUUGGAAAAGCUGAUCCUGCAGACACUGUUGCAGAAAGGGUGAUAAGUUUAAUUGACUGCAUAACGUAUUCAGUUUUUCAAUAUACUUCCCGUGGUCUCUUUGAAUGUGAUAAGUUAAUUUUUACAUCACAAAUGACGUUUCAAAUUCUUCUCAUGAGCGAAGAGAUAACUUCUACAGAACUUGAUUUUCUUUUGAGAUUUCCAAUUAAACCACAUGUUAUCAGUCCGGUUGACUUCUUGUCAAAUUUUUCUUGGGGUGGUAUUUGUACAUUAUCAUCAAAAGAUGAAUUUCGAAAUUUAGAUAGAGAUAUUGAAACAUCAUCAAAACGCUGGAAAAAAUUAGUAGAAUCUGAAUUGCCAGAACGAGAAAAAUUCCCACAAGAAUGGAAAAAUAAAACUUCAUUACAACGUUUGUGUAUGUUAAGAGCACUGAGAGCUGAUCGAAUGACAUAUGCUCUAUCCGAUUUCAUACAAGAAAAGCUAGGAUCAAAAUAUGUUGAAAAUCGUACUGUUGAAUUCGCAAAGUCUUACGAAGAGGCCAGUUCUUCAACCCCAAUUUUUUUCAUUUUAUCACCUGGUGUUAACCCUUUAAAAGAUGUUGAACUUUUGGGAAAACAACUUGGUUUUACAGUUGACAAUGGAAAUUUUCAUAACGUAUCUUUGGGGCAAGGACAGGAAGUUGUUGCUGAAGCGGCAAUGGACGUUGCGGCCAAAAAAGGCCAUUGGGUUAUAUUGCAAAAUAUACAUUUAGUUCGAAAAUGGUUACCAGCCCUCGAGAAAAAGUUAGAAUAUUAUGCUGAAGGAUCACAUCCAAGUUACAGAGUAUUCAUGAGUGCUGAGCCAGCUUCUUCGCAAGCUUCUCAUAUAAUACCGCAGGGAAUUCUUGAAUCAUCAAUUAAAAUUACGAAUGAACCACCAACUGGAAUGAUGGCAAAUUUACAUAAAGCUUUAGAUAAUUUUACACAAGAAACCUUAGAGAUGUCAGGAAAAGAAGCUGAGUUUAAAGUGAUUUUAUUCUCCCUUUGUUAUUUUCAUGCUGUAGUGGCAGAGCGAAGGAAAUUUGGUCCACAAGGGUGGAAUAAAGUUUAUCCAUUUAACGUUGGCGAUUUAAAUAUAAGCGUUUCGGUAUUAUAUAACUAUUUAGAGGCAAAUUCAAAAGUACCUUGGGAGGAUUUAAGAUAUUUGUUUGGAGAGAUUAUGUACGGUGGACAUAUAACUGAUGACUGGGAUAGAAGACUUUGCAUAACAUAUUUAGAAGAGUAUAUGCAACCUGAUUUAGUAGAUGGUGAAUUACAACUUGCACCAGGUUUUGCUGCUCCACCAAAUACCGAUUACAUAGGAUAUCAUGCUUAUAUUGAUGAAACGAUGCCAGCAGAAUCCCCAAAUUUAUAUGGAUUACACCCAAAUGCAGAAAUCGGAUUUUUGACAACACGUUCAGAUAAUAUAUUUCGUACAGUUUUUGAAAUGCAACCUCGUGACGCUGGAUCAUCUGGAGGGGCGACAACCUCAAAGGAAGACAAAGUUAAACAAAUGGUUGAUGAAAUAAUGGAAAAACUUCCAGAAGAGUUUAAUAUGCUUGAAAUUACAAAUAAAGUUGAAGAAAGAACACCUUAUAUUAUAGUAGCAUUUCAAGAAUGUGAACGUAUGAAUUACCUGACAAAUGAAAUAAAAAGAAGUUUAAAAGAAUUGGAUUUAGGUUUAAAGGGUGAAUUAACAAUAACGUCCGAUAUGGAAGAAUUAGAAAAUGCAUUAUUCUUAGACCAAGUUCCACCCAUUUGGGCAGCUAGGGCUUACCCUUCAUUACUAGGACUAACACCAUGGUUUGUAGAUUUGCUUCUUAGACUACGUGAAUUGGAAACAUGGUCUACAGAUUUUGUGUUACCAUCUUGUGUCUGGUUAGCUGGAUUCUUUAAUCCGCAAUCUUUAUUAACGGCUAUAAUGCAAAGUACCGCAAGAAAAAAUGAAUUACCUUUGGAUAAAAUGUGUUUACAAUGUGAUGUUACAAAAAAACAAAAGGAAGAUUUUACAACUGUCCCAAGAGAAGGCGCUUAUGUUCAUGGAAUUUUUAUGGAAGGUGCCCGAUGGGAUGUUCAAAAAGGAAUAAUUAUGGAAUCACGACUGAAGGAACUUUAUCCAUCAAUGCCAGUAAUUAAUAUAAGGGCUAUCACACAAGAUAAACAAGAUUUACGAAAUAUGUAUGAGUGUCCAGUUUAUAAGACACGAACCAGAGGUCCAACAUAUAUUUGGACAUUUAAUUUAAAAACAAAGGAUAAACCUUCAAAAUGGACUUUGGCCGGAGCAGCUUUAUUACUUCAAAUAUAAACACAAAAAAAAACAUAUUAUUAACAAAAAAGAUAAAUUAGAAAAAAUGCAAUUUCAUUUAAAUUUU
Condylostylus longicornis is the source of this 13588-nucleotide messenger RNA. RefSeq names its product dynein beta chain, ciliary (gene Dhc93AB). Gene Ontology annotation, cellular component: dynein complex. Gene Ontology annotation, biological process: microtubule-based movement. The transcript is spliced from 34 exons. Gene Ontology annotation, molecular function: dynein intermediate chain binding; ATP binding; minus-end-directed microtubule motor activity. The record is from RefSeq and is a predicted model, not a curated record. Bases 58 to 13521 code for a protein of 4487 amino acids. NCBI's taxonomy places the organism in Eukaryota, Metazoa, Arthropoda, Insecta, Diptera, Dolichopodidae.